Messenger RNA from Pogona vitticeps (central bearded dragon), 1546 nucleotides. NCBI's taxonomy places the organism in Eukaryota, Metazoa, Chordata, Lepidosauria, Squamata, Agamidae. The record is from RefSeq and is a predicted model, not a curated record.
UACAUGUUACUCAGAGCAGCUGCACCAGGAAGAGAUUUAUCUUCAAGAAGGUCCAGACUGCCUCUACUUCCAGUGUUACUAUGACUAAACAGCAGAAGAUUGCUCCAAGCUUAAUCCCUGGGGAGAGUUUGGAUGCUGACCAGCAAGCCAGCAAAGCUGCUGGCAUUUUCUGAAAUGAAGAAACUUCUCCUAAUUGAUGUUGAUUGUGGCACUGAUGAUGCUGCAGCUAUCAUGAUGGCUCUAGCCUCUCCUAGUGUUGAAGUCCUGGGAAUUACCUGCUGUUAUGGAAACUCUCUCUUGGAAAAUACAUGUAAAAACGUACUCCGUGUGUUAUACGUUUGUAACAAACUUGAGAUUCCCGUUUAUCCUGGUGUUGCUCUUCCAAUGAUCGGUGGACCACCUGUGCUGGAAUUCUAUUAUGGAAAGGAUGGAUUGGGUGAUGUUCCAGAUCCCAGUGCUCCAGGAUUAGACCUUCUGCAGAAAGAACAUGCUGUGCAUGCAAUAAUAAGAAUAGUCAAUGAACAUCCAGGGCAGGUUUCUCUCAUUGCUACUGGUCCCUUGACAAAUUUAGCACUGGCAGUGAAAAUGGAUCCAACAUUCCCUGAGAAACUUAAAAAUGUCAUCAUCAUGGGAGGAAACAUGGAAGGCAGAGGAAAUGUUACAGUUUGUGGAGAAUUUAAUUUUGCAACUGAUCCAGAAGCUGCCAACAUUGUCUUAAAUGAAUACACCUGCCCAACUUAUAUUGCAACAUGGGAGUUUGUCCUUUCCAAUCAGCUCUCCUGGGAAUUCUGCCAGGGAUGGAUUAAUCAGAAUACCAAGAAAGCCAAGUUUAUGAAGAAAAUAUAUGCCUACACUUUAGAACAAAUAAAGCUGUCCCAGAAAAAGUCAGGGAAGAAAGAAGAUGAAUUUGGCUUUGUUUCUUGUGAUUCCUAUGCUGUGGCUGCUGCCAUUGAUGAAAAGUUUAUCACGGAAGUCAUUGAAAUUGGUGUCACUGUUGAGCUCAGUGGCUCACUAACCAAAGGAAUGAUGGUUUUAGAUUGGGAAGACAAACUCAAAAAGAAAAACAAAGCUUUUGUAAUUAAAAAAUGUGACUUAGGGAAGCUCCAGGCACUGAUGAUGGCAGCUCUAAUAUAAACCUUUGCUUACUGAGGCUGCUCAGUCUUUAGCUACUGCAAUGCAAGUGGAGGUUUGUAUUGGAAUAGGUGAAACAGUGUCUGGAAUCUGGUUACUGAUGUCACUCCCGUGCGCAAUGGGAAUGACAUCAGCAGUAGCAACAGCAAAUCACUGCUGAACUGAUUAAAUGCUUCCUUUGGUGAUUUUGAGAUGCCCGCAGUUCAUACACAAUGCAACAAAGUCAUAUGCACACUGAAAACGACAAAGGAAGCCUUUCGUCAGUGGUGAUUUGCUGAGGCUGCUGAUGUCAUUCCCAACUGUGUACAUGGAGCUGGGCGAGAAAAUUUCAGCCAGAAUCUUCUUGUCAUUUCUGCUGUGCAGUUAGCAUUAAUUCUCUCAUAAAUAAAAUCUGCAAAAACAAAUGAUCUAGACU